Plectropomus leopardus (leopard coralgrouper) is the source of this 1822-nucleotide messenger RNA. RefSeq names its product ras-related protein Rab-8B. The record is from RefSeq and is a predicted model, not a curated record. Lineage: Eukaryota; Metazoa; Chordata; Actinopteri; Perciformes; Serranidae. Gene Ontology annotation, molecular function: GTPase activity; GTP binding.
GCCAUGACAUCACGCAUCUCGGCACCGGUCUGCUGCCAGUCUGCCACAGACAGCUGAGGAUUUCCAGACGGGGGAUCCCGGCUCGGUACGGCCUUUAUAUUACCAUAGGUUGGAAUUUGCAGUUUAAAUGGCGAAAACGUACGAUUAUCUCUUCAAACUGUUGCUCAUCGGAGACAGCGGAGUCGGCAAGACAUGUCUGCUGUUCAGAUUCAGCGAGGACUCCUUCAACACCACCUUCAUAUCCACAAUAGGAAUCGAUUUCAAAAUCAGAACAAUAGAACUGGAUGGAAAGAGAGUCAAACUUCAAAUUUGGGACACUGCAGGGCAGGAGAGGUUUCGCACCAUCACUACAGCUUACUACAGAGGGGCAAUGGGCAUUAUGUUGGUCUAUGACAUCUGCAAUGAGAAGUCCUUUGAAAACAUCAAAAACUGGAUUCGAAAUAUUGAAGAGCAUGCCUCAUCUGAUGUUGAGAAGAUGAUCCUAGGGAACAAAUGUGACAUGACUGACAGGAGACAGGUGUCAAAAGACAGAGGUGAAAAACUGGCCAUUGAUUAUGGAGUGAAGUUCUUGGAAACAAGUGCAAAGUCGAGCCUAAAUGUAGAGGAGGCUUUUUAUACCAUGGGAAGGGAUAUACUACAUAACCUGAGCUCAAAGACGACCGACAAUAGUGCUGGAGGAACAGGCAAACCAGUCAAGAUCACAGAGAAAAAGUCGAAGAGGAUAAAAUUCUUCAAGUGUUCGCUCCUCUAGGCUGCUCAGCUCUAGUGCUCAUGGCCCUUUGCGUGACUUUGCUGUUUUUGGACGAUUGCUGCCUCCUGGGUGUCCUCGCAGCGGCGGCAGCAGUGGUGAUAAUGGGCCUUACUGCAGGUGACGCUCACGAGUGGUUGAGGUGCCAUCCUGAUCUGCUGCUGACUAGAACAGGAUUGAUGAGGAAUGAGAUCCCGUAUAACCGCUCAUGCAAAAGACUUGUGCAUGAUGGUCAGCAUUGGUUUGUAGCCUGGCCUGCAGUGUCUGCUCACAGGAGUGAUUCUGUCAGCAUUUAUAAUACCUCUGUUGGAUCCAAUGAAAAUAGACUUUAUUAAAUACAAUAAAGUUACACAUAGUUGUCUUAUAAAUGGGAAAAAAAGAAAACAUUCUUUCAAAACUGUAGCAUUGUUUUAUACCACUACCUAUAUUUACUAUGCCGAUGCUGUCAUCAAGUUGCAGCAUUGAUUGUAUUUGUCUGUGUAUAUUAAUAUGCCUAUAGUCUCCUGUCGCACUGGCAUUAUUUCUAUUUGUUCAUGUGUGCCUCGAAGGAGUUGCAGUAUUGUGAUAGAAAAGACAAAACUAUGUAUAAAUAUAACCUCCUGUAUUUUUAUUCUCUUUGAUGAAACCUUUAUUUAUACAGGUUUCUGUGUCAAAAUGAAACUGUGAAAGGUCUGAUUGUUUCUCGGGAGCUGUUCCUAAAUACAUAUUGUUAUGCGAUUGUCAGUAUUUGCAUGAAAGCUAUAAGGAUACCUCUGAGUGGAACAUUAUUAAGCACAUUUUACAGUAUCUGAAAAGAAAACGUUUACAGGCAGUGUUUGAAAGUGUCAGUCGUAUAUAGGAAGUUCAUGUUUUUUGGUGUUUACAUAGUGUUGUAAUGUCAAACAAUUAAUUGAUGUGUAUAUACUUUAUUCUCAGACAUCCAACAUGAAAACACAAUGACUGGGGAAAGCUGUAAUGUGAAUGAUUGUAAGCUACUGUAAGUCAAACUGGUGAAAGACAGUAAAGAAAGUGGAUAUUGAAGAGAAAGAGAGUUGUGUUGAUUUUCAUUAUCCACACAUGACUGAAAAUGUUAAA